GAUUCCAGUAUCCGCGACACACUUUGAGACCCCUCGCAAAGGCAGAUUUGGCAUACAUCAUCGGAAAUCGGGGCGCUGCUAUUGCCUGGUCGCUUGCCACAAUGGGACUUAUAUAUCUGCUCGUCUUUGACUUUGACUGUCAUCAUCAUCUCCAUCAUCGACCUCUAGGUUUCUUCUAUAACGAAGUCUCGUGAAAACUACACAUACAAGGUACAUUUUCGAAACCUUAAAAAGUCACACACAGAAUGAGUCCCCACGCCAACACAUCGGGUGCUGCCCUCGAGGAACUUUCCGACGCAAUCGAUAACGUCAACGUCCUCAAGCAAAACCUCAAGAAGCAACAACAAGAAGAAAAAGACCUCUACGAAGCUUCCGAAUUCGACAAGGAAAAAGACAAGACGCAGUUUCGCCAGUACGAAGACGCCUGCGACCGCGUUAAGAACUUCUACAAGGAACAGCACACCAAGCAAACAGUCGCCUACAACCUCAAGGCCCGCAAUGAUUUCCACUCCAAGACUCGCGCAGAGAUGAGCGUCUGGGACGCCAUGAUCAAGCUCAACACGCUGAUCGACGAGUCGGACCCGGACACGUCGCUCUCGCAGAUCGAGCACCUGCUGCAGUCCGCCGAGGCCAUUCGGCGCGACGGCAAGCCCCGCUGGAUGCAGCUUACGGGGCUGAUUCAUGAUUUGGGCAAGUUGCUGUUCUUCUUCGAUGCGCGCGGGCAGUGGGAUGUUGUUGGGGAUACGUUCCCUGUCGGUUGCGAAUUUGAUGAGCGGAUUAUCUAUGGAAAGGAGAGUUUCAAGGAUAACGAGGAUUACGGACACGAGAUCUACUCGACGCCGAAUGGAAUUUACACGCCUGGGUGUGGGCUUGACAAUGUCAUGCUUUCUUGGGGGCAUGAUGAGUAUCUCUAUCACGUUGUCAAGGAGCAGUCGACUCUACCUGCCGAGGCCCUGGCUAUGAUCCGGUACCACUCGUUCUACCCCUGGCACAAUGCUGGGGCGUACCGCCACCUGAUGAACGAAAAGGAUGAGGCUAUGCUCAAGGCUGUCAAGGCGUUCAACCCGUACGAUCUCUACAGCAAGAGUGAUGAUGUGCCCAGUGUCGAGGAGCUCAAGCCAUACUACCUCGAGUUGAUCGACGAGUUCUUCCCCAACAGGGUGAUCAAGUGGUAGACGCUCUUAGGGCUAUGCAUUGUUUUACGAGUCACGAAUUAAAUAUGUACCUUGAAUGCCAUUGUCUUCUCACAUGUUACAUUGAUUCCUUAUUCUUCAUUAGAGUCCAAGUAUACCGAAGACAUGAUAUAGUAGCUUAAAUACAAGCAUGCUCGAUAUAGUACCACCGGCUGUAUCAAGUAUUGGCCACGGUGCCGAGCCCUGAACC
Messenger RNA from Aspergillus calidoustus, 1383 nucleotides. The record is from the annotation of a GenBank genome assembly. Lineage: Eukaryota; Fungi; Ascomycota; Eurotiomycetes; Eurotiales; Aspergillaceae.